AUGAGAAGAAAUGCAGACGACACUGCUACCGAGAUGUACUUGACCAAAGCCAAAGGAUGGGUUCCCGGCGCCGAUGUNCCCCCUGAGCUUCUUCGAGCGUGGGUAGAGUCAAACCCGCCAUCGCGGCGCUCUGGCAUAGGUUCAGACGCUGAGGUCAACGGCGUAAGGAGAGUCCAGAAUGGUGAACUGGAGGUAAACUACAAGAAAAAUGGCAAGAACGAAGCAGGCAAUCUCUGGAACUUCACAUGGGUUCCCGCCAGCGUAGCAGACCCAGAAAAGGAAUCCAUGUUCGCAAAAUUCGACAAGGAGAGCGUUGAGAGGGACAUGGAAGUUUUGAGCCCAGGUCCACGACUCUCUGGUCUCGAGACUCGUCUCAAUAUGCUUGACGAUCUGCUUGAUGAAGUUACCGUGGAGAUUGUCAAGCCACUCUGGGUGUCUGGUUCACCACCACCUGCAGUCCAUGAUACCAAGAUUCCUGCACAUACUCCUCACUAUGCACUCCCUAUACCAUUUCAAGGCUGUUGCGACGAUGCUGCAAGACAACCAGAUACCCUCACCCACAGCACCCUUGUCGCAGCAUGUCAAUCCACAAAACACCUCCCAAACACUCUCAACUUCAACGCCUCUCGCCACCUCAUCUGCACCACCUGCCAUGAAACCCCACCCAUCCACCGCCUCACCCAGCGCGAAAAAACCCACUUGAUCAGAGACAAAGGCCUCUUACCUCUCUGCAUCUCCUACGCAGAAUGGUGGUGCAAUGUCCAUGACAUCAGCUCCGAGAAAGACGGCAAUUACUGUACUUGCAAACAGCAGGUUGCCCAGUGGCUGUGUGCUGAUUGUUGGGUUGAGGUGGCCAGAGCCAGAGGCCGCACAAGAGAUGAGAUCCAGAUGUGUGAUUGCGCUCAAGAUCAAGGUGCUAGAGCUGUGAUGAGUGAGAUUGUGCGUAUCUGCUCUGGUUGUCGUGGACUUGUGGUCAAUCGCGGUGGUGCAACCUGA
Molecule: messenger RNA, 996 nt
Organism: Aureobasidium uvarum
Lineage: Eukaryota; Fungi; Ascomycota; Dothideomycetes; Dothideales; Saccotheciaceae
Source: the annotation of a GenBank genome assembly